Molecule: messenger RNA, 2607 nt
Organism: Austrofundulus limnaeus
Lineage: Eukaryota; Metazoa; Chordata; Actinopteri; Cyprinodontiformes; Rivulidae
Gene: tatdn2
Product: TatD DNase domain containing 2
Exons: 10
Coding region: 208-2379 (723 amino acids)
Molecular function (GO): hydrolase activity, acting on ester bonds
Source: RefSeq, a predicted model, not a curated record
UCUAGUGGUUUUUAAAAGWAGUUUUUCUUUGGUCGAAGAAAUUUAGUUUUUAUUCUGUUUCGUGAUUUAUUUAAAUAUGUGAGCUGUAGUGUUGAGAGUGGCAGUUUACAGCGCCUCGUUCAGGAGAAAAGAACCCCCCCCACCUCUCAAGGCUUCCCAGAUGCCCACACAGAUCGUUGUUUUUUUCAACUUUGUCUUGGACCAGACAUGGACGGCAAUAAAAAGGUGAAAUUUAACUGGUUGAAGACUGCCCUCAACCCACUGAUGUGUGGUCAGGAGAGAAAUGUUGGGUCAAUCACUCCUCCUUCCUGYAAAACACCUAAAAAGGAACAGCUGAGGAGCACCUUUCCCCUCAGUGACUCCCCAGGAUCGAUGUGCUUUGGAUCUCUGAAUCUGGACACGCCAAAGAGAAAACCAGAGGCACUCUGUCAAAAUGCGCCCUCUGCAGGCAAAGCCAAGUUGAGGAAGCGAGAAAAUUCAGAUACUUUCAAAAUACCUACGGAUACGUCUACGAACACGUCACCUGAGCUGCUGGAAUCCCCAGAGAGUUGGCAAACAUCAACAACUUCAUCUCACUCUUUCAUCAUGAAAAAGAAACAGAGGACCCCUGAGGAGGGGUCAAGGGCUAUCUGCAGGAAGGCGUUAAUCGCAGCCCUUGGCAAGAAGGAAGCAAAUUUGAGCUCAACCAAAAAGUGCAGAAGUCUGUCAGAGAGUAGCUCUGUUCAAACUGCAGGACCCAGUUUACUGUCUCCUGACAGGAAGAUAGUGGAUAGCAGCUACUUUACAAGCAAACUCGACCAGUCUGAGGAUGCUGUUGCUCUCGAGACGGAUCACUGUUCUCCCAUUCAGGUGUGUUUGGACACACGUUCCCAGGAUGACGACCUCGAGUCAAAAACAGAUGCGAGGGACCCUGUCUUUGUGGAGAYCACCUCUGAAGGCAAGUUGUUUCCCCCAGAAAAUCACUUAGAAGAUGGAAACUGUGACUCUUCUGUCCCUCCGCUGGAGAAUAUUCCAGAUUAUUUCUCUAGUUUCUCGACCCAGCAGAACACUGAGCUAUCCCAGAGCUCCCAGGAAGUGGCAACAUCCUCCUCUGAUGCUUUCCUGUGCACUACUGAAGACCCUGAGACGGUCCAGGCAGAGGACAAUAGGAUACAGCUCUCAUCGCCACAGAGGACUGUUUUUAUCUCUUUCAAACAGCCCAACUCUCCAAACACAGACUCUCUUAACUCUUUCACAACUGAGACUUGGAAUGUUCCCUCGUCCGCCAAAGGUAAUUUACUGGACCCCUUUGCUCUGCCGCUGCUGCCCAAUGUAAGCGUAUCAGACCGCUCUUUAAACUCURCGGUGUCACGAAGGCAUAGUGAGGGUGGCUUUUCUACACAUUUCACUUCUCGCUCCUUAAUCUCCGGUUUCAAUCCUGUGAAAAGAUUGUCCCAGGGAGCUGAACCUCUGUGGACCACUUACCCCGCCAGGGACAGUCAGCCCUCAGAGUUCAUUGACACGCACUGCCAUUUAGACAUGCUGUAUGGAAAACUUGGCUUCAGAGGGACGUUUAGCCGCUUCCGACAACUUUACAGGAACAGCUUCAGUCCGGAGUUUCGAGGCUGUAUUACAAAUUUCUGCAACCCUGAUGUCAUGAUGAAGGAAGACCUGUGGGAAGGUUUGCUGGCUGAAGACAUGGUAUGGGGGGCAUUUGGCUGCCACCCUCAUUUUGCCAAGAAUUACUCAAGUGUUCAGGAACACAAUAUACUGACGGCAAUGAGGCACCCAAAAGCUGUGGCAUUUGGUGAAAUGGGACUGGAUUACUCUCAUAAAAACUCCACCAACACUGCACGGCAAAAACAAGUGUUUGAGCGUCAGCUGCGCUUGGCCGUGGCCAUGAAGAAACCUCUGGUGAUCCACUGCAGGGAUGCUGACGAUGACCUGCUGGCCAUCAUGAAGAAGUGUGUUCCCAGAGAAUACAAGAUCCAUAGGCACUGUUUCACCAACAACUACGAAGUGAUCGAGCCUUUCCUGACAGAAUUCCCCAACCUGUACGUGGGCUUCACAGCGCUCAUCACCUACAGCAACGCCACAGAGGCACGGAACGCUGCGCACCAGAUUCCUCUGGACCGCAUCGUCCUGGAAACAGAUGCCCCGUAUUUCCUGCCCAGACAGGUUGGUAAAGACGUCUGCAGGUUUUCACACCCCGGGAUGGGGAUCCAUACUCUGCACGAGCUGAGCUGGCUGAGGGGGGAGGACGAGGCCACGGUCCUGAACACCAUCCGAAACAACACCGCCAAGCUGAACCUAACGAGUGUGGUAAACAAAACGCUGGAGAUUCACCAAGAGCUGAGAAAGAUGCAGAGGAUUCGAUCGUCUCUGAUUCAGCCAGUCUGAAGGAGUCUGAAGUAAAGGCCAUCAUUUCUAAAACAGUGGCAACAGCGUGCUUUCCAGGUGUGUAAAGACGUCUGCAGGUUUUCACACCCUGAGAUGGGGGUGUCCACUCUGCACGAGCUGAGCUGGCUGAAGAGGGAGCUGGUAUUUGAUCCGCAGAGAUGACAGAAAUGCAAAUAAAAAAUGAAAAUAAAUCAGACUGGAGAUUUUGUGACAAAAAUUGCAUCCAUU